Molecule: messenger RNA, 3937 nt
Organism: Paramisgurnus dabryanus
Lineage: Eukaryota; Metazoa; Chordata; Actinopteri; Cypriniformes; Cobitidae
Source: RefSeq, a predicted model, not a curated record
AGUACGAGUUAAACUCAUAAUUACUUUGCACUCUUUUGGCCAAUCGCUGUCCCUGGCUCUCCCUAUAAAUAAAUGUCGUAGUCCUUUGGACUGCUGUCUUGUUCACUGGUGAAGGAAGUGCGUCAUACUUCCGGGUCACUCGCUCCGUGUGUUUUGCUGCUGCACAACAGGUAGAGUAGCGGCUCUGCUGUCUCUGUGUACCUCGCUGUUACCAGCUAUCAUUAUGUUUACUAUGUACUGAACGUUCGUAGAUCUCUGGUUGGUUGGCGAAUCCUCUGCACGGUCGCUCAACGCAUUCAAAAGCGGAUGUUAACGCAGGCAACCUGUACUGUUUGUACCCUUUGAGCUGUCUUCUCCUGGGUGAUACAAGACGAUGCCUGAUCGAGAUCGGACUGAUUCAACUGGAGACUGACUUCAGCUGCAGAGCAUUUAUUCAUUAGCUGCUGUUUUGCCUGGAUUAUUGUUCGUGUAACGUGCAUAUGUGGGUUGUUAUAUUAACGCCAGCUGUGUUGUACGUCUGUCUUGAAUAACUGGUGGUGUCAACGUGCAUCCACUGGUCGUUUUGUCAACCACUUUAUGUGACUGCCGCACGCUCGCCCUGGAUUGCUGUUUGUGCACGCAUGUGCGUUGAACAUUGAUACUAGCCCCUUAUUUAGUUGUAUGCUCGCCCUGUGUUGCUGUGUGAAUGCACGUGCAUGCUGAGAACAUCAUACUAGUCCAUACUUUAUUCAAUCACUGCAUGCCUGCCGUGGACUGUUGCUUAUGUACGUGCAUGCUUUGAACAUUAUACAAAUCAUCUCAGCUCAUCACCAAAACGCCCGCGUUGGACGUGCAUGUUUUGCGGUCAUCUCCGCGAUUCUAUUUGAGUCCUGCACGCCGGUUUGUUUGCUGCCGAUUAGCGACGAAUGUGUUUUGAACACUGAUGAACGUAUUCUGAACAGUGUGCCAGCAACCUUACUGUUUACAACCUUCCCGGCCAUUGGUCUGUUUGAAUGGGCGAGCUUCCUGUUUUAUGUGGGCUAGUAUUUUAACUGUGUGUAUACUGCUAAAGGGGGUUUGUUUCCUGUUAUAAUUUGGUUGGUUAAGUGUUUUGUUUGUUUUGUUUCCCGUUUGUUGAAACUGUCUUUAUUGUUUGGAUUUUGUUUCUCUUUUUUUUGUGCCAAUACAAAGUAAUUUAGUUAAUUGUGUAUUUUCAUUUAUUGUUUUUGCUUUAGUUUCUUUCCUCUGAUUUAUCUUAUUUGACUUACAUUUGGUUUUGUUUAGUGAUAAGUUUAUUUUUGUUAUUCUGUGCACUGCCUUUGUGGAGCCAUUGUUGGCCUUGGCAGUUUAUUAUAUAUUUAGUGAUUUAACUUUAUUUAGCUUUCUUUGAUAUUGAGUUUUGUCUGUCGAUUUAACCCUUUUGUGUGUUUGUUUUUGUUCCAGCUGCUGAGAGCUGAAGGUGGUGGUAUUGGUGUCCCGGGUGGUGGUGUCCCUUUGCCAGUGUGCUGUGGCAAUUACCCCGUUUUCUCCAUAUUCACUGUUUUGCUGUGUGUGUGUGUGUGUGUGUGUGUGUUCACGUGGGUGAUUUAUUUUUUUUUGGAUUUCUCUACGCCCUUGUGACCUGUUUCCCCACCGGUAAGCCUCAGCAGCCAUUAUAGUUUGCCCCCCUUCCCAAGUAUGAAUGUGUUUUAAAAUGGUGUUUUAUGAUUGAAAUAAAGUAUUGUCUAUUUUUUCGAACUUCGUCUCUGGCUUAAUUGUAUACGUACCUGGGUGUCCUUACGUGUACUUAGAAUAUCAAAAUUAGGAACUAACACCAAGUAUUCCCUGGCUGUAAGUCCCAGGGUGGCGUAGUCAGUGUUUUGGGGGUAGGUUCUCUUUAAAACUAACCACCCCUCCCUCUUUGUACCGCCACAUUUGGCGUAGUCGGCAGGGCCUCACAAUUCAAAGCCGAGACGAGUUCAAUUUUUGUUUUUGUCUGUGUUUUUGGGUGUAUUUUGAUUCAUGUACAGGAGUGUUUACCUUUUUGUUUGUUUGUUUUUUUGUUUUAGGCAAAACAGCAGCUGGUGUUUCUCCACCUUAUCUCGUAACGAGAGUUUCCCCUUUAUUGGGCAGGAUAAGUAUGGAGGGAGAGUUACAGGAGUUGAGGGAUUUAGUUGAGCAGUUAAGGGCAGAUAAUGAGAAGCUGCGCCUGGAACAGGCCGGGGCUGUGGCAGGACCUAGUUCAGCACCCUCUAAUGCGUCAACUACUGCACUACCCGCAGCUAGAGCCCCUACUACCGAAAGAUUUGUUUUCGUGCCCCGUGAUCGGAAAUGUCCUAUGUUUAGGGGAAGAUCAGGCAUAGGGUUAACAGAAUGGAUUGAGGAAGUGCAAGCUUGUAUGAGGGCGCGCCAUUUGUCAACAUCCGAUCGGGCAUUCUUUUUGAUUGAUCACCUGGAAGGGGAAGCCCGUGAUGAAGUAAAGUUUCGUCCGAGUGCAGAACGUGAAGACCCGGUUAAGAUUAUUGCCAUUUUACAGGAAAUUUACGGUUGUUGCGAGUCCUACGUAGCCCUGCAGGAAGCGUUCUUCUCCCGUCGGCAGCAGGAGGGGGAAACCUUGCAAGAGUUUUCCCUCGCAUUAUUGAGCCUUAUGGCGUCGGUAAAGCAGCGUGCCCCUAGCGAAAUACCGAAUGCUGAAGUUUUACUGCGCGACCAAUUUGUUGAGCAUGUACUUGACGGCGCUCUCCGUCGCGAGUUGAAACAGUGUGUGCGCAGACAGCCGGCCGCUACUUUGCUGGAGGUGAGAGCAGAGGCGAUACAGUGGGAGCGAGAGGGUUUGCCAGGGGGAGCUAGGGGUAGGAGUCACUCGGUCCCUUCGGCCCUUGGUUUUCAGUUUGGUGUUCAGAGUGAUUCUCGGGGAAUUGUUAAUUCACCCCAGGUAUCGGAGCUGAGUGAACUACGAGAAAUGCUAAAGGUGCAGCAAGGGCAGCUUAACCAACUUACCCAAAGCAUUGCCCGUUUGCAGAGUUCUAGCCAGCGCGGUCGUUCAUCUUAUAAUGCCCCCAUCAUAUGUCGGAGGUGCCAGAAGCCUGGCCACUUCGCCCGAGAGUGCGAAGGGGAACGUGCUCCUGCUCGUGUAUCUUUUCCUUCACAUGCCCCUCCACUUCUUAAUAGGCAGUCUCGCCCUGGUCCGGCGUCGGAAAACUAGCACCCGCCGAAUUGCAGAGCCACAGUUCGGGGGGGGUAGAUAUUGGUUCAUUUGGUUCUGAUCGUUUGUCAGAAACCGCAAAGCUGAUGUCAUCUUGUCCACAUUUAGAUGUGUGUAUGGGUGGGGUUGAGGUUCCUUGCCUUGUAGACACCGGUUCAAUGGUUUCUACAAUCACAGAGAGUUUCUUUCUCAAGCAAUUCAAGCCAUGGGGUCAGGAAAGACUCCAGUCUUGUCACUGGCUGCAGCUUAGGGCAGCCAAUGGUUUGGCCAUUCCUUAUCUUGGCUACCUGGAGCUUGACAUUGAGCUUUGUGGUAAAUCAUUGCAGCGGUGUGGGCUGCUGGUAGUUAAAGAUCCCCCUGGUGGUGUGUCUUCUCAGGUUCCGGGUAUUUUAGGGAUGAAUGUGAUUCGUAGAUGCUACAGAGAGCUUUUUAGUCUUCAUGGCCUGGCCAUGUUUGACUUACCUGUGGUUGCCAAUAGUCCAGAACUUGUUGUGAAUGCAUUGCAAAGGUGCCAGCAGGCCAGCACUCAUUCCCUGGAUGAUGCAGUUGGUAAGGUAAGAGUGCGAGGCAGGAAGGCUUGUCGUAUUCCUGGAGGGGUGAUGAAAAUUGUCACUACCACAUGUUCAGCACAGUACUCUGACAUUACUGCAUUGUUUGAACCCCUGAAUGCUGGCUUACCAGCUGGACUUCUGGCAUCUCCUGCCUUGGUUCGGGUGGUAAGGGGUACUGCCUAUAUCCCAGUUGUGAAUGUGGGUACCAUUGAUGUGCUGCUUU